ACAGGGUAAUAUUUUAUAUUCCUUGAGAGUGUGUCAUUAGAAUUGUUGUAGUCAAAUGCUUGGUGGAGUGUCCAAAUGGUUUUACCAGGCUUUCUGACUAUGAUAUUGAGGAGCCUGCACCUCUACCUUGCAGCAGCUCCACUCUUUAAUUAUUGCAAUUGCCCUGUAUACUUACACAACUCUUUCCCGUUAUCUUUCUGGGGACAUCCACUGCACAUCCAAAUAUAGUAUUGUGUGUGUGUUAAAUGAAAAUGGUAAUGCACCACCCCUUUGCUUCACUCAGGGAUUAUCUACCUUAGCUGUUUUUUAACAGAAACUUUCUCCUUACACCAGGAUAUCUUGGCAGUGAGGUCACUUCUAGAAAAGGGGGAACUGUUACGAGCAUGCUUGAUGUGGAGUAAGUUGCCACCACUUGUCGAAAUUCUCCUAAUUCUCCUUUUUCUUCUCUGUUUUGCUUGCCUGUCUUACUGCUUCUUGGAACAUGGGAUGUGGAUCUCCUUAUCACCUGGAAAAAUCCUGUCCUUGGAAUCUGGAUGUGGAUAAUGUGGAACAAUCCACCAUGACGACCGAAUCGGGAUCAGACUCGGAGUCCAAGCCGGAGCAGGAGGCGGCGCCCCAGGAGGCGGUGGGGGCGCAGAGCCGUUCGGGGGCGCAGCACGAGGAGCCCCCCAGCGGGGGCGGCACAGAGCCCGGGGCUCCGGAGCAGUUCCAGGGCGCGGUGGCGCACAGCACCCCGGUGCGCAGGCAGGUCACCGACAAGGAGCAGGAGUUUGCUGCGGCAGCUGCCAAACAGCUCGAGUAUCCGCAGUUCGAAGACGAUAAACUCUCUCAGAGGUCCUCCAGCAGCAAACUCUCCCGGUCGCCUUUAAAGAUCGUCAAGAAGCCCAGAAGUAUGCAGUGCAAGGUGGUCCUCCUGGAUGGCUCGGAGUACACCUGCGAGGUGGAGAAACGCUCCCGAGGGCAAGUGCUGUUUGACAAAGUGUGCGAGCACCUGAACCUGCUGGAGAAGGACUACUUUGGCCUCACGUACCGCGAUGCCGAGAACCAGAAGAAUUGGUUGGACCCUGCUAAGGAAAUUAAAAAACAGAUUCGAAGUGGCGCUUGGCACUUUUCAUUUAAUGUGAAGUUUUACCCACCAGACCCUUCCCAGCUCUCUGAAGAUAUAACCAGGUACUACCUCUGCCUCCAGCUACGCGAUGACAUCGUGUCUGGACGGCUGCCUUGCUCCUUCGUGACCCUCGCCCUGCUGGGCUCCUACACGGUCCAGUCAGAACUUGGAGACUACGACCCUGACGAGUGUGGCAGUGAUUACAUCAGCGAGUUCCGCUUUGCCCCGAACCACACGAAGGAGCUGGAGGAUAAGGUGGUUGAGCUGCACAAGAGCCACAGAGGAAUGACACCAGCGGAAGCAGAAAUGCAUUUCUUGGAAAACGCCAAAAAGCUCUCCAUGUAUGGGGUAGAUUUACAUCAUGCCAAGGACUCAGAAGGAGUAGAAAUCAUGUUAGGAGUCUGUGCGAGUGGUCUGUUGAUAUAUCGUGACCGACUGCGAAUAAACAGAUUUGCCUGGCCCAAGGUUCUGAAAAUCUCAUACAAAAGGAACAACUUUUACAUUAAGAUUCGGCCGGGAGAGUUUGAACAAUUUGAAAGCACCAUUGGGUUUAAGCUGCCAAACCAUCGAGCUGCUAAGCGUUUAUGGAAAGUGUGUGUGGAGCACCAUACGUUUUUCAGACUACUACUACCGGAAGCACCUCCAAAGAAAUUCCUCACCUUGGGUUCCAAGUUCCGGUACAGCGGCCGGACACAAGCGCAGACGAGGAGAGCCAGUGCGCUGAUAGACCGCCCUGCGCCUUACUUCGAACGCUCCUCCAGCAAGCGCUACACCAUGUCACGCAGCUUGGAUGGAGCAUCAGUGAAUGAAAACCAUGAAAUGUACAUGAAGGAUUCUGUGUCUGCUGCAGAGGUUGGUACUGGCCAGUACGCCACGACAAAGGGCAUCUCUCAGACCAACCUGAUCACCACUGUGACUCCGGAGAAAAAGGCGGAGGAGGAGCGUGACGAGGAGGAGGACAGAGGGAGGAAGGCCGAGGAGGCCACGCCUGUGUCUGCGAUCCGGCACGAGGGAAAGUCACCCAGGCUUGGCACUGAUUCAUGUCCCUUGUCACCUCCAUCCGCCCCUCCCGACCCCGCAUCCCCCCCAGAGCUCCGUAGGAGGUGUAAGGAGAAUGAACACAAAGCACCGGGCUUCGAGGUGCCCCGAGCGGAGCCCGCGCCGGAAGAGCCCACGGUGGAGGCGUGCCCCGGGGACCGAGACGCGGCCUUCCGCUGCAGGCGGCCCGCCAGCAAGGGCGCCACCCUGUUCUCCUUCUCCUUGCAGCUCCCCGAGUGCUUCCCAUCGCUGCUCGAUGACGACGGGUACCUCUCUUUCCCCAGCCUGUCCGAGACCAGCCUCCUGCCUCAGAGCCUGCAGCAUUACCUCCCGAUCCGCUCGCCCUCCCUCGUGCCCUGCUUCCUCUUCAUCUUCUUCUUCCUGCUCUCCGCCUCCUUCUCAGUGCCAUCCGCCCUCACGCUCUCCUUCCCUCUGGCUCUGAGCCUCUGCUACCUGGAGCCCAAGGCGGCCUCCUUGAGCGCCUCCCUAGACAGUGACCCGAGUGACAGUUCAGAGGAAGAGACAGACAGCGAGCGCACAGACACCGCGGCUGACGGGGAGACCACUGCCACUGAGUCAGACCAGGAGGAAGAUGCAGAGCUCAAGGCACAGAAUAGUCUGAUUAAGCGAAUAAAGGGUGAAAAUGUGUAUGUCAAACAUAGUAACCUUAUGUUAGAGGAGCUAGAUAAAACCCAAGAUGAACUGAUGAAACAUCAAACCAACAUUAGUGAGCUGAAAAGAACGUUCUUAGAGACCUCCACAGAGACUGCCGUAUCGAGCGAGUGGGAGAAGAGGCUUUCUACCUCCCCCGUGCGGCUUGCGGCCAGGCAGGAGGACGCUCCCAUGAUCGAGCCCCUCAUGCCUGAAGAGGGCACAGAGGACUGGGUUAUUGUAGACAAAAUACCCACUGAGGUAGUUGAUGGUGAUUCGAGAAAGACUGUAACUUACAAGGUGGUGACCAUGAGCGGUAGAUCAGGUGACAUCCCGGCGGAGCUGCUGAAGUCCAGCAUGAUUGAGAUCCACACCUUCGAUGACCUGGCCCGAGAAAUGCAGCUGAAAGAAGAGAGCCAACAGAAGCUGUACACUCUGGGGAAGUCCUAUGACACCGUGUCAGGAAGAAUUGUUACGAUGACAGGGAAAGGGAAGGAUGGGGAGAGGGCACCCCAGCCUUGCUCACUGGAAGCGCUUCAGAAGAUGCAGACGGGAGUGUCGGAGCCGGGGAAGGUCAUUCCCAUCCUGGCGGAAUUCGAGGUCCUGCAAGCCCUGGCUGAUGAGAAAUCUAAGAGAGGACCCGAGGUCCAGACGCCAAAGCGCAAGUUGUCAGAAUCCCUGACGCCCAUCAAGGAAGCUGAAUCUCGUCUCCAGAGUCCAGAAGAUGACCCCAGGAAGACCCCCGUGCUGGCGGACCAGGUGGCUGCCCACCCUCGCCCUGAAAGUGGACGGUUCAGCAAAGCGGAGCAAGCUCCAGAGGGCGAGGUGCUAAAAGUGGGACUCUUUGGGCCCCGGAGGAAGAGCCUGUCCGAAUGGAGAUAUUCCCAGGAGCCGGGCGUCACAGUUGCUACUGCUCAUUACGUCACCGAGUCGUCCGCGUCCCGAGUGGUGACUAAGCAGUCUUCUGGAGAAAAGCUCAUGGACGGCUCUGAAAUCCUCAGUUUAUUAGAGUCGGCACGCAAGCCCACAGAGUUCAUAGGCGGGGUGACUUCCACUUUGCAGAGCUGGGUGCAGAAGGUGGAAACCAAGACAGAGUCCAGCGAAGCAGAGACGGAAACGACCCCGCAGCCCCAGCCGCUCGGCACCGAGAAGCUGGUGCAGGAGACCAUGCUGGUGGAGGAGCGGCGCGUGAUGAAAGUGCAUGCGAGCGGGGAUGCUUCUCACACCGCGGAGGACAAGGCAGAGACUGCAGCACAGCCUGUGCCCAGCGGUGCUCCUGGCGUGAAGGGGAAGGAGGUCGCCAAAGAGGAGAGAGGGACGGAGGCCGAGAGACCUGACCUAGGACAGGAUGACAUAGCCACUGCCUCCCACAAGCAAGAGGAGGACCGGGGAGCCGCCGUCCACGUUUCUGAAGCCCCGGAGCCAAAGGCUCAUUUCGAGUCGUCAGCCACGAAGACGGAAACCAUCAGUUUUGGCGGUGUUUCCCCAGGAGGUGUCAAACUAGAAAUUUCUACCAAGGAAGUGCCAGUAGUUCACACGGAGACAAAAACCAUCACGUACGAAUCAUCACAGGUCGAUCCUGGAGCUGAUCUGGAGCCAGGCGUGCUGAUGAGUGCCCAGACCAUCACGUCGGAGACCACCAGCACCACUACCACCACGCACAUCACCAAAACUGUGAAGGGAGGCAUCUCGGAGACGAGGAUUGAGAAGAGAAUCGUCAUCACGGGAGACGCCGACAUCGACCACGACCAGGCGCUGGCUCAGGCAAUUAAAGAAGCCAAAGAGCAGCACCCUGACAUGUCAGUAACCAAAGUAGUGGUCCAUAAAGAGACAGAGAUCACACCGGAAGACGGAGAGGAUUGACCGAGGAAUAACGUGGCUUGCACAUGAAUCCAAUAUUUGCAAACCAUUAGGAAAACCAGAGCCUCUAAGGAGUUGCCACUUCUAACCCAGCUGGCUUGUAUCUGUCCGUGGAGAAUUCCAAUCCAGAAGAAUUGGCCUUGACCUUUCCUAAAGACACUGGCAGGGAGGUCUUCCCAUAAUAAAGCAAUCUAAAUCAGCAUCACUAAACUGAUAAUGCAUGAAGCAACGAUAAAAUUACAAACAAGCGACAUUUUUCCUUUUCACAAAAUGUCUCAGUUUUCUGCUGUACCUGCACGUUCACAGCCAACACUAUAAACCGUGAUCCUCAUGUAACACAUCAACAGUUCAUGCCUUUCAUAGUUUAUUAUUAUUAAAGUCUCAGCAAAAUUGCAAUUUCUUAGGUGACAGAUCUGUUUACAGAUACAUGAAGGUUACCCUACAAUGCUAGAAUCUGGCUAGGUCGGUGUGUCCGAUUUACCCCAGAUUAGAUGUGCCAAUAACCGAGUCUAUUCAGUAAACAACUUGAAUCUUGUACUUGUUUCAUCUGGUUUUAUUAUUCUCAGCCGUAAAUGGUAAAGACUCUCUGACCCUCUGGCAAUAUUUAAUGCUUACAAUCUUGCUUUGUGCAUCUAAUUUAAUCCGUUAAAAGGUAGUACUGAUGUUAGCAUAUUCGUGUGAUUUCUUCCUCAUUGUUCGCUUUGGUCUGCGUUCAAUCUGGAAAGAGUUCCCUAACAAGUCUUGAAUAUGUAAAUUGUCAUUGGAUUGGGAAGAAAACCUGUGUUUUUGUUAGUUUACAAUAUUAGGAAAUUUCCCUCCCAGAAAACCCAGCAGGCUUCUGUUGCUGGGUUCUUUGUUUCUUUUUCCUUGUAUAUGUUUCAUUGAAUUUCUUCUUUUACUUGAAAAAAAGAGUUUUAUUUCCAAAUCUGGUCCAUAUUUACAAUCUAGUUCAGAGCCAAGCCUUAAACUGUACAGACUUUCCACUGUAAUUAAAACUAUUUAGUGUUUAGUUAUAAAUAGCCUUCAGAAAUACAUAUUCUCCAUCACACUGUCAACUGCAUUACACCCUGUGGUGAAUGAUGUUUCUGCAUAGCAAAAUAAAAAUAACAAAUGCAUCAAAAAUU
Messenger RNA from Heterocephalus glaber (naked mole-rat), 5781 nucleotides. The record is from RefSeq and is a predicted model, not a curated record. Lineage: Eukaryota; Metazoa; Chordata; Mammalia; Rodentia; Bathyergidae.